Molecule: messenger RNA, 786 nt
Organism: Pteronotus mesoamericanus
Lineage: Eukaryota; Metazoa; Chordata; Mammalia; Chiroptera; Mormoopidae
Gene: ARL10
Product: ADP ribosylation factor like GTPase 10
Exons: 4
Coding region: 1-735 (244 amino acids)
Molecular function (GO): GTP binding; GTPase activity
Source: RefSeq, a predicted model, not a curated record
AUGGCGCCGCGGCCGCUGAGCCCGUUGGUACUGGCGCUGGGCGGCGCCGCGGCCGUGCUCGGCUCGGUGCUCUUCAUCCUUUGGAAGACCUACUUUGGCCGCGGACGGGAGCGGCGCUGGGACCGCGGCGAGGGCUGGUGGGGCGUGGAGCCCGCCCGCCUCCCCGAGUGGGACGAUUGGGACCCCGAGGAUGAGGAGGACGAAGAGCCAGCGCUGGAGGAACUGGAGCAGCGCGAGGUGCUGGUGCUGGGGCUGGAUGGCUCUGGGAAGAGCACGUUCCUGCGGGUGCUGUCCGGGAAGCCACCGCUGGAAGGCCACGUUCCCACCUGGGGCUUCAACUCUGUGCGGCUGCCCACCAAGGACUUCGAGGUGGACCUGCUAGAGAUCGGCGGCAGCCAGAACCUGCGUUUCUACUGGAAGGAGUUUGUGAAUGAGGUGGACGUGCUGGUGUUCAUGGUGGACUCGGCUGACCGGCUGCGGCUGCCCUGGGCCCGGCAGGAGCUGCACAAGCUGUUGGACAAGGACCCUGACCUGCCUGUCGUCGUGGUGGCCAACAAGCAGGACCUGAGCGGGGCCGUGAGCGUGGUGGAGCUGCAGCAGGAGCUGGGCCUGCAGGCUGUGGGCAGCCAGCGGGAGGUCUUCCUCUUGGGGGCCAGCGUCGCCCCCGCAGGGCCCGGCUUUGAAGACCCCGGCACGGUGCACAUCUGGAGAUUGCUCUUGGAGCUCCUGUCCUAGGCUGGCGGCACCCGCUGCUCGCCAACCGGCCCUGGGAGCCCCUGUUCUGCU